AGCAAGAAAUUGUUGUUGUUGUCACUAGCUGUAACUUGUCCAAAUGAACGGACGCGUCACAUCCAGAUCGUUGCGCCUGGUUAGGUUCUGUACACAUAAUUAUGGCUUGAACAGGUCGCUCAUCUAUCGUAGCAUGUCAACCGGUGACAGUUCCGCUGGAGAUAGCAUAACGUACGCGCCCGAACCCUCUCAGGUUUCAGAGUUUUAUAAGAAACUAUUCAAGACAGAUAAUUACUUUGAAAGUGAUGAAUUAAAUUUGCAGCUUCUGACACACAAAUCCUUCAAUCAUGGUCAAACACCCUAUAAUGAGGGCUUCCGGGCAAUUGGACGGCAUGCAUUAGAACUGAGUCUCAUCAAUUUCUCAUUACAACAAACAAAUCAAUUGAAAGGAGUCUCCGAAAUGUGGCUUCAAAAUGCAUGCCGACCAGAAAACAUCAACAAGGUGGCCGAACAGUGGGGCCUGCAGCAGGUUAUUCGUUGGAAAACCCCAAAACUACGAGCUUCAGUUGAUACAAAACAGUCCGGGCUGGAACGUGUUACAUUCGAUACCAUGUUGGCCAUCAUCGGGGCCGUGUACAUGAGAAAAGGUGCUCGGACAGCUGUUGAUUUUUGCCAGAAGAAUUUGGUUCCAGCAUUAAUUAGACUACUUCAUAAUACCCCACGAAAACAAUCCUAAAGUCUUAAUGAUACGCGUAUUUUUUUGGUUAGUGAACGAAGACAAAAGAUUAAGGGUACAGAAAAAGAUCAACAUGAGGAUGCAGCGUAACGGGUAUCAUAGGCGUAUGGGU
Messenger RNA from Schizosaccharomyces japonicus yFS275, 788 nucleotides. RefSeq names its product ribosomal protein subunit L15. The record is from RefSeq and is a predicted model, not a curated record. Bases 44 to 676 code for a protein of 210 amino acids. Gene Ontology annotation, biological process: RNA processing; mitochondrial translation. The transcript has a single exon. Lineage: Eukaryota; Fungi; Ascomycota; Schizosaccharomycetes; Schizosaccharomycetales; Schizosaccharomycetaceae. Gene Ontology annotation, molecular function: ribonuclease III activity; structural constituent of ribosome. Gene Ontology annotation, cellular component: mitochondrial large ribosomal subunit.